Archocentrus centrarchus (flier cichlid) is the source of this 2196-nucleotide messenger RNA. It is a transcript of the gene ccn1l2, whose product is annotated as cellular communication network factor 1, like 2. Gene Ontology annotation, molecular function: integrin binding; heparin binding. The record is from RefSeq and is a predicted model, not a curated record. Gene Ontology annotation, biological process: positive regulation of cell differentiation; positive regulation of cell migration; cell adhesion. Bases 216 to 1367 code for a protein of 383 amino acids. Gene Ontology annotation, cellular component: extracellular region. The transcript is spliced from 5 exons. Lineage: Eukaryota; Metazoa; Chordata; Actinopteri; Cichliformes; Cichlidae.
AGCUGUGCUCACACCAAUACACUGCAGGAGCGCAAAGAGGAGCAGAACGGGUACCUUUGGGUGCACAAAUUCAGCUGUGGAUACUUUUCAUUCUAGACUUGCCAAACACGACUUCUCUCCACUGGGGGCUUUGGAGGUGAACAGCUUUUUACUUCUACAUUUCUUUGGUUCUUUGAGGAAGUUUUACUUUUUUCUAUUUAACUGCUGAGAUCAGGAUGCUUCGCCCUGUUGCUUUACAGCAGGUCUUCUUCACCCUGUUUGUACUUGGCAGAGCAGCAGUGAUGGCGGAGAGUGAAUGCCCAGCUGAAUGUUCCUGUGAUCCCUUGCCCCCGCUGUGCCUGCCGGGCGUCAGCUGGGUAACUGACCAUUGUGGCUGUUGCAAACUCUGCGCUCGGCAGUUGAAUGAGGCCUGCAGUGCCACAGAACCCUGCGAUCAUAUCAAGGGGCUACGCUGCCAUCUGGGGGCUGGAGGAGACCCAGAGAGAGGACUAUGUCAAGCUGAGGCCUAUGGCUUGCCCUGUGCAUUCAAUGGGCAAGUGUACCAGCACGGUGAAGACUUCCAGCCCAACUGCCAGCACCACUGCACCUGCAUGAAUGGUGUGGUGGGCUGCAUGCCCCUCUGUCCCUACCAAGUGCCCCUGCCGCAGUGGCGAUGCUCACAUUCCCGGUUGGUGCAGGCUGAAGGUAGCUGCUGUGAGGAAUGGGUGUGCGACAAUGUCAACAGCAUCAGUGAGGAGCCGGGCAAUCCAACACACACCUCCCUGUCAGAGAGAUGGCCCCAUUCAAACCACAUCAGUCCUUUGCUGCCAGCCCAGCUGCAAAAUCACCUCCCAGCUACCAGUGGAGGAGACACAUUCCGAAAUAAAGAGAUGGAAUCCUUCCCCCUGUCUGAGGUGCUACAAGAGUCCCGCUGUUUACCACAAACCACUGAGUGGACCCAGUGCUCCACCACAUGUGGGAUGGGCAUUUCAAGUCGUGUAACCAAUAACAACCCAGAAUGUCAGCUGGUCAGAGAAACUAGAUUGUGCCAGAUCCAGCACUGUGAGCUGCAGCUACCUAAAAAUAACAAGGAGAAGAAAUGUCAGCGAACCUUCCGCCCACACAAACCAAUCAGCAUCACCUUUAGUGGAUGCUUUACAGCUCGACGAUAUCGUCCUCGUACCUGUGGGGCUUGCACUGAUGGCCGCUGCUGUGCCCCAUCCGUCUCCCGCACCGUGCAGCUCCACUUCCACUGCCCCAGUGGUGACACCUUCUACAAUGUAAUGUGGAUCCAGCGCUGCAGCUGCAGUACAAGCUGUGGUAAAGACACUGAUCAUUCCAGCUCUUUAGUCAGCCUCUACAAUGACAUCCACACUUUCAGGGACUGAGGCUGACUUAUCAGUGGACUGCUUCGUCCCCCUCGCAAAACUCACUGACUCCCUGUCUGUCUGCUGGGUAGGAAAGCAAUCCACUCGCUUGCACUUUAAGCUUCCUGCCAUGAUGAUGUCAGUUUGUCCACACUGGAGAUGUUACCUCUUUAGUGUCCUGGGCAGCGCUGAGGACAACACACUGCAGUGUGUCUGCUGUGUCACAUUGUAGGCCAAGAGCUUUAACUGAAAUUUUAAUUUAUUUUAACUUUGUGUCCUCUCCACAGCGAGUGACAUGACACUUUGUUAAACAGAAGGCUUUUUAGACCAGAAACAGGAAAAAUAAUAAGAAAUGAUGGGAACCAAAGACAUGCAUCUUUAUCUCCAAGGCAUUUUGACAUGUUGGGAACAAUUAGAUAACAAGAUGUAGUCAUUAGGAACUACAUCGAUUGUAUGUUCACAUGGAUUGUGCUUUGCAUGAUUAACAGUUCAUCUGUUUCCUGUAAACACAUUUAUGGUGAAAUGGAUUACCAUGUGUCUGUUUGAACAAUGAGAAAUUUUCAAAAGGAAGAGUUUACAGAAUGUACUCAUUAUGCUACUAUGAUAUAUAGAUUAAAAUCAUAUAGUCUAUACUGAUUUCACUCUUAGCUGUGGAGUGGGAAUACUCGAGGAUCACCUCAUUUUUCGAGGUGUGAUACUAUUUCUCAUGUGUCUAUCACAGUGUACAUACAAUACAUGUUUUAUUUGGAGGGAUUCUAAAGAUACUAUAUAUUUAACAUGUGUCAUUUAUGUUCAUUAGAAGUUUGUGUUUGUAAGCUUCUUUAGGUCAAAUAAAAACUGUGCAAUCUGU